Selaginella moellendorffii is the source of this 1329-nucleotide messenger RNA. RefSeq lists its product as uncharacterized. Bases 46 to 1179 code for a protein of 377 amino acids. The record is from RefSeq and is a predicted model, not a curated record. NCBI's taxonomy places the organism in Eukaryota, Viridiplantae, Streptophyta, Lycopodiopsida, Selaginellales, Selaginellaceae. The transcript is spliced from 7 exons.
GGGUUCUUGGGCAGCUGCGCAGGGCUGCCGUUUCUCCCUCGAUCGAUGGACACGUGCGCAGCUCUCGAGAAGCUCUAUCCUCAGGUUGAUCGCCGGAUCAUUCGAGCUACUGCGAUCGAGCACAAGAAUGACCUCCAAGCCGGCAUCGAUUUCAUAGAGGGUGAGGUCCUGGACUGGAAGGCGCGUCGGUCGAUUGAGUCGACGCAGAUUUUAGAUUAUCGAGAAUUCUCCGAGGCUCCAGCCAUGGAUUCCACCGACACCGACAUUGUUGACACCGACAAUGUUGACGAAAACGCUGAGCUCGUCUCUUCCGAUGAUCCGGGGGUGUGGAAGAGCGCUUCCAGCUCCAUGUACGCAGUGGAUUGCGAGACCAUCGAGCAAAUGAUUGAGCAGACCAAGACUGACAAGCAAAACUUGAUGGUUUCUAUCCAAGAGAUGAAAGAACUGCGCAGAGUUGCGGAGCAAGCCGAGGCUGCCGCUCGGUCGGCGAAAGCUCAAGCCCUGGAGGGAGUCGAAGCUUUACAUGCUAGUGCCGAAGAAGUUCGAAAGACCGUUGCCGAGGCUAGAGAAGCAAAUGCAGUGCACUCUGGAGAGGUUUACGGCGAGAAAGCAGUGCUUGGAACUGAAGCGAGAGAACUCUUUUCUCGGGUGCAGCAAGUGCGGACGGAGUGGCUCAAGGCCUCCGAUAUUCUCGAAGAGAUGAAAGCCACACUGCAAGACCGUAUCGCCAAGGCCAAAGAAGAUGAACGUGUUGCUGACGAGGAAAGGCUGCGAAAGGAAGCCGCUUCGCGGGAGCUACUGCAAAAAGAAGAGGACAUUUUGGCACAAAUCACACAAGAGUCCAUCGAACUAGACUUAGAGGCUGAUAACUGCACAAAGCUAAGGGAGUUCCUCAUGAAACAAGGGACUGUUGUAGACUCGCUCCAAGGCGAGAUUUCCAUCCUCCACGAAGACGUGGAACUCUUGAAGAAGAAAGUGGAAGGCCUCGUCCUCGACAGCUUCCACAGCGCAAGCCAAGCGGGCAGUAUCUUCAACUGGCAGCCGGAGCUCAUCAGCGAUCUAGCUCCGCAGGACAACGACGACGAAUUCGCAGCAGCUCUGUCCACCUCAUCCUUCAGCCACGAGAAGAGCACGACUUCGAGCGGCGGAAGCUGGCAGUUUCUCGAGACAGAGCAGUGAUCUCGCUGCUCCUCCCAGGUGUGUACAUAGGAACGCGAGGAACCAAACGUUCUCUCUCGGUAAUUUAUAAGAGGAGCUCAUGUUCUUCACGUGAGAAGUGAUAACGAUGACGAUAAUGAGGAGGAGCUUUUGCUCUCUUUUGUUUGCUCU